Messenger RNA from Conger conger (European conger), 1872 nucleotides. RefSeq names its product basic proline-rich protein-like. The transcript has 2 exons. NCBI's taxonomy places the organism in Eukaryota, Metazoa, Chordata, Actinopteri, Anguilliformes, Congridae. The record is from RefSeq and is a predicted model, not a curated record. The coding region runs from base 1 to 1872 and encodes 623 amino acids.
AUGACCCACAUCCUGAUCCUGUACGCUUUAGCGAUCAGCUACCCUAACCUCCCCACAGCCUGGCCCAAACCGCCCCCAGCCCAGCCGCCAGACCCCCAAACCACCCACAGCCCAGCCCAAACCGCCCCCAGCCCAGCCUCAAGACCCCCAAACCGCCCCCAGCCCAGCCUCAAGACCCCCAAACCGCCCCCAGCCCAGCCUCAAGACCCCCAAACCGCCCCCCAGCCGCCAGACCCCCAAACCACCCCCCAGCCUCAAGACCCCCAAACCGCCCCCAGCCCAGCCUCAAGACCCCCAAACCGCCCCACAGCCCAGCCCAAACCGCCCCCAGCCCAGCCCAGCCGCCAGACCCCCAAACCACCCACAGCCCAGCCCAAACCGCCCCCAGCCCAGCCUCAAGACCCCCAAACCGCCCCACAGCCCAGCCUCAAGACCCCCAAACCACCCCCCAGCCUCAAGACCCCCAAACCGCCCCACAGCCCAGCCUCAAGAUCCCCAAACCGCCCCCAGCCCAGCCCAAACCGCCCCACAGCCCAGCCCAAACCGCCCCCAGCCCAGCCUCAAGAUCCCCAAACCGCCCCCCAGCCUCAAGACCCCCAAACCGCCCCCAGCCCAGCCCAAACCGCCCACAGCCCAGCCCAAACCGCCCCCAGCCCAGCCUCAAGACCCCCAAACCGCCCCCCAGCCUCAAGACCCCCAAACCGCCCCCCAGCCUCAAGACCCCCAAACCACCCACAGCCCAGCCUCAAGACCCCCAAACCGCCCCCCAGCCUCAAGACCCCCAAACCGCCCCCCAGCCUCAAGACCCCCAAACCGCCCCCCAGCCUCAAGACCCCCAAACCGCCCACAGCCCAGCCUCAAGACCCCCAAACCGCCCCCAGCCCAGCCCAAACCGCCCCCCAGCCUCAAGACCCCCAAACCGCCCCCAGCCCAGCCCAAACCGCCCCCCAGCCUCAAGACCCCCAAACCGCCCCCCAGCCUCAAGACCCCCAAACCGCCCACAGCCCAGCCCAAACCGCCCCACAGCCCAGCCUCAAGACCCCCAAACCGCCCACAGCCCAGCCCAAACCGCCCCCCAGCCUCAAGAUCCCCAAACCGCCCCCCAGCCUCAAGACCCCCAAACCGCCCCCCAGCCUCAAGACCCCCAAACCGCCCCACAGCCCAGCCCAAACCACCCCCAGCCCAGCCUCAAGACCCCCAAACCGCCCACAGCCCAGCCCAGCCUCAAGAUCCCCAAACCGCCCCACAGCCCAGCCUCAAGACCCCCAAACCGCCCCCAGCCUCAAGACCCCCAAACCGCCCCCAGCCCAGCCUCAAGACCCCCAAACCGCCCCACAGCCCAGCCUCAAGACCCCCAAACCGCCCACAGCCCAGCCUCAAGACCCCCAAACCGCCCCACAGCCCAGCCUCAAGACCCCCAAACCGCCCCCAGCCCAGCCUCAAGACCCCCAAACCGCCCCACAGCCCAGCCUCAAGACCCCCAAACCGCCCCCAGCCCAGCCUCAAGACCCCCAAACCGCCCCACAGCCCAGCCUCAAGACCCCCAAACCGCCCCACAGCCCAGCCUCAAGACCCCCAAACCGCCCCACAGCCCAGCCUCAAGACCCCCAAACCGCCCCCAGCCCAGCCUCAAGACCCCCAAACCGCCCCCAGCCCAGCCUCAAGACCCCCAAACCGCCCCCAGCCUCAAGACCCCCAAACCGCCCCACAGCCCAGCCUCAAGACCCCCAAACCGCCCACAGCCUCAAGACCCCCAAACCGCCCACAGCCCAGCCUCAAGAUCCCCAAACCGCCCCCAGCCCAGCCUCAAGACCCCCAAACCGCCCCCAGCCUCAAGAUCCCCAAACCGCCCCAUUUGCUCGAAAAAUAUAA